Molecule: messenger RNA, 1369 nt
Organism: Bemisia tabaci
Lineage: Eukaryota; Metazoa; Arthropoda; Insecta; Hemiptera; Aleyrodidae
Product: guanine nucleotide-binding protein subunit beta-like protein 1
Molecular function (GO): protein binding
Source: RefSeq, a predicted model, not a curated record
CAUCGAUCGGUACUUGCGCCCGAUUUAAGUGUCACGCAAAGCUUGAAAAGCUGUAAAGAGGUGUUUGUUUGAUGAUUGCUUACCUUCUUGCUUCCCUCGACCGUGACUGUGAGAGCUCAUUUUCACCGUUUCUCGUGUGGAUGUAUCAGCGGAUUAAAAAGUUCAAAAAUGGCCAAACCACCACCACCUUUGUUCAGUAUGAAAGGUAGUAUGGAAGCGGUUCACAGCCUAGCAUUCAAACUUGACGAUAAAAUACCAUUGUUGUUUGCGGGAACACAAAGUGGUCAUCUCCAUAUAUGGAACUUGCAGGUAAAUCGAGAAGAAGCCAAAUUUUCUUUCGGGACAGACCCUAUUUUAUCGAUACACUAUGUAAAUAAAAAAUUGAUAACUCAGACGAAAGUUGGAUUAUUUGGAGUUUGGGAAGAGGAGAACUCUCAGUGGAUUUUGAGGCAAUCGCUUCCUCAAAAUUUUCUCAGUUUCUGCAAAUCAGUGACCAGUCUCUUAGAAGCAAAACCUGUCUUAGCUUGUGCAGACUCUGAUUCUUUGAUUCAAAUUUUUUCACUAGAAACUUAUACGAAUUUAUUUUCAUUGAAGAAUGAUUCGGCAGAAAAACUGGGUGAGGUAAUGGCGUUGAGAUUCACGACAAUAGAAGGCAAAUUGUUCCUGUUAGCCGUUUAUGAGAAUUGCUCAUUAUUUUUAUGGGAUAUGCAGCGCAAGACAAUUCUUAGUAAGCUUAAGAUUAGUGAAGAAUGUCCGAUGGCCCUUGACUAUGAUGAAAGUUCUAUGAGGGGCAUCUGCGGUAGCAGUGAUGAAAAUCUUUCUCUAUUUACUAUUGGUGAAUCACAAGAUUUAAAAAAGAAACUUGUAAUUAAAUUGACCAAUCCUGGUAUUAGCUGUAUCAAGAUUCGUCCUGAUAAAAAAAUAGUCGCUGUAGGAUGUUGGGAUGGUAUGAUUCGUUUGUACUCAUGGCGGAGUUUGAAAUUAUUGGCUGUGCUGGAUCACCACGAUAGCACAAUUCAUGAUGUUUGCUUUUCCGAUAGACCUGUGGCAUCCUGGAAAACGAAUAUUCUAUUGGCAGCAGCUGGCAAAGAUUGCAAAAUAUCAAUCUGGGAUUUAUACAAUGCUACCUGAUCAAUAGCGACUACACCCUUGUACCAUUGACUGUUAAAUUUGAACUUACGAUAGAAAACGUUUAUUUUUUUUUUUUUUUAGAUAGUGUAUGGGUCAGGUAACUUUUGUUUGUUCGAUUCAAAGUAAAAUUUAUGUAAAAUUUACAUUAAACAAUUUAUGGCAUAAAAUUAUCAAAAUGUUUGUCAAAUUAAUUAAUCAGUCAAAUUGAUGCUAAAUACAAAAUCAUGUAUAUACCUAU